Drosophila ananassae is the source of this 3897-nucleotide messenger RNA. It is a transcript of the gene Unc-76, whose product is annotated as fasciculation and elongation protein zeta-2. The transcript is spliced from 5 exons. Bases 561 to 1982 code for a protein of 473 amino acids. NCBI's taxonomy places the organism in Eukaryota, Metazoa, Arthropoda, Insecta, Diptera, Drosophilidae. The record is from RefSeq and is a predicted model, not a curated record. Gene Ontology annotation, cellular component: axon; cytoplasm.
UGUCGCUCCCAUCGCUGGCAAAAGACGACCACAACAAGAUUUGUGGUCCGAACGGUCGAAUGGUUGAACGCGGCGUACGGGCGAGUAAUAUUGUUUUGCGCACAUCGGGUCGCUUCGUUGCUUUUAUUUAUUUAUAAUCCCCGUAAUCCCGAGAUCACAAAACCCUGCAUCUUAUCCAGGAAGCUAUCGAGAGAUAAUUAAAUUGUAGCCGCGCGUUCUAGUGUCAUUUUUUUUUGUGUAUUCUUUUAAAGUGUUGGCGCAUUUAGUGGCUCGGCUGGCUCGGUUGGCUCGGCUGGCGGAAAGAAAAUACGGCCAAGAGGCGAAUUAGAGAGAAGAGAGUGCCACCCCCCCACAACCACCCCCUUACACACACACACCACAACCAACCCCCUGACUGAAAAAAAAAAACAACAAAAAUUAGGGGUUGCAAAAAUUUCUGCAGUCGAAGAAAAAAAACAACAAAAAAUCAUAAUAAUUGAUAGAAAAAAUAAUAAAAAAUUGAAAUAAGAACGGAUCGGGGAGAGAAUCCUUCGAGUAUAUCCCUUUGGAGCUCGCGUGCCAUGCGUGACCUCGGCACCAAAAUGGCCGAGCUAAAAUUCGAGGCUCCGUUGGCGAAGUUCGAGGAGACGGACGAGUGGGGCGGCUGCGACUACAUUUCCAAUCAGAACGCCCUCAACGACACUCUGAAUCUCAAUCUGAAGGAUGCUGCGGCGUCCGGUAAGUCUGGCCAGGAUACUGCCGGCAAGCUCCGGCUCCUGGAGGACGCCGUUCGUGAUGCUCAUGUGAGUAAGAAUGGCGGCGUAGAUGCCGCCGCUGCUGGAGCCUCCAUUGGUGGCAGCAUCAGUCCCAAUUGCAACACCAUGCAGGGUGCCUUGGAUCUGGGCUUGUCGGAUGUGGGUCUGGUCCCUGGCGAGGAUGCUCCCCAGCGCUGCGGCGGAUCUGGGGAUCAUGUGGACAAUUUCACGGAGACGUUCGGCGGCAGUUUGGAGGAUCUGGUGAACACGUUCGAUGAGAAGAUCACCAAGUGCUUCGGCAACUACGAGGAGAACGUGGAGGAGCUGGCUCCGGUGCAGGUGCGCAGCCAGGAGGAGAUUAUGAACGAAUGCCAAAUGUGGUGGACCAUCACUGGCAAUUUUGGCAAUAUACUACCCAUUGACUGGUCCAAGUCGUACACCCGUCAGAUGCACAUGCCCACUCUGAAUCUCGGCCAGAAUCCCACAAAGCAGCAACAGAAUUCACGCAACCAACAGCAGCAGAACCAGUUGCAUCACCAGAGCACACACAGCAAUGGCUUUGGACCAGGAUCGGGAUCUGGAUCUGGAUCGGAGGCACAGACCCCCGGAGGCGAUGACUUCAACGAUCUGGCCAGCGAGGACGAGGCGGUGGCCAACGAUCUGGACAUGCAUGCCCUCAUUCUCAAUGGUUUAAAUGGCGAUCUGGACGAUCAGCCCAUCAAGACAGUGGAGGAGGUGAUCAAGGAGAUCGACGACAUCAUGGACGAGGCUGAGAGCCCGCUGGACGAGCCCGAGACCUGUGAUUCGGAGGUCAUUGAGAAGGCGCGAGAGGUCCUGGGAGCGCCCCUUUAUGCAGAGAAACUGCAGUACUUGACCACGACACAGCUAAACGAGCUGUACAUGGAGAUGGAGGUCCUGAUCCAGGAGCUCAGCGAGACAUUGAUCAACGAGCUGGCCCUGCGGGACGAGCUGGAGUUCGAGAAGGAGCUGAAGAACUCAUUUAUUUCCCUGCUCCUUGCCGUCCAGAACAAGAGGCGGCAAUACCAUGUGGAGAAAAAGCGCGGAAAGUUUCAGGGUCCCGAACCCAAGUACUUGACCACUGUCAUUCCGUAUCAUUUGGAGAAUGGAACACCCAACAAUCAGUCCCUGCAGGUUCUGAUCAAAAUUCUCAAAGCCAUCAAUGAGGAUAGUCCCACGGUGCCGGCUCUGCUGACGGACUAUAUCCUGAAGGUGCUCUGCCCCACAUAAGCGCUUCAAUCUAGGCCAGCUGCCUCAGCUCUAUCUCUCUGUCUGUGUUUAUAAAAAUUAUAGCCCCCUUAACAUACAUCUAUACAACUUGCAUAUACAACAACACACAAUACACACAUAAUUUAAUUAGUUUGUACUUUACAAUUUAUUAUUUUAAAUGCAAUCCGUGUACUCCUGAGCUAAUGAUUUCCACAUAAUAGAACAAAAUAUGCAACAAAAUAUACAUUUAAUACAUAUAUAGACCCAUAUAUCUAACAAAAUAAUUAAGGAGAGGGCGCUAUAAUGGCAAUAAUACUCACUUCUCUGCCUCUCUAUGUCUCCAAAAGCAAGAAAACAAGAUGAAAAAAAUAAUAUUUAUACUAAAAAUGUAUUGUUAUAGAGCAGAUUCCAACUAAGCUUAUUAAAUGAUAUAUAUAUAUGCAGCUUGAUCAGAUCGAUCAGACCGCGAUAUUGGGGGUAUCGAUAACAUCUACCGCUCUUUCUAUAUAUGUAUGUGUAAUAACCGAUAAAAAAAAAAUACAAAAACUGAUCGAAAUCGAAAAAAUCGUAAUCGAAUCGACAUUCGUUUAUCGCUUGUAAUAUGUUCGCGCUGCUUUUGUAAUCGGCAGCAAAAAUCCAUAGUUUGUACAAUAUGUAACUUGUAUGUAUAGAUUGUAAGAUGUCAGAAUGGCCUGUUCCCUACAACAAAUUAUAGAAAAAAAUCUACUAAAAAAAAAAAACUCAAAAAACAAUGAUAAUCCGCCUGCCGCCGCCGCAUUUCCAAAUGUGUUCCGAGUUCGAAUCCUUCUUCAGGCAGGACUGCUAAUCAGGCUUAAAAAAAAAAUUGUUUCUUUUUUGCCUUAAGUUUUAUUUAAUGCUAUUAUCUACUAUAUAUUUUUUUUUUAAAUUGUUCUUAUUUGCUCUCGAGGCCAUAAAAUGCGUUCUGUUUUGUUUAAAACAAUUGUUUAAAUGUAAAAAAGAAAAAAAUAUACAAAACGAAAAUGUAAUUUUAAUUUGCAUAAAAAACGCUGUGUUAUUUACUUUUACCAAACAAGCAUAAAUACAUUUAAUUAUAACUAUACAGAAAAAAAUACUAAAAUAAAUAGUUAAAAAAAAACAACAGUCAGGCGCACAGUGCUAUUCUUUUUAUUAAAAAUAAACCAAUAUUUUUUCCCCUUACUUUUCAAGCUACAGUCACGAUUUAAAAAGAUAUAUAAUACUAAGCUACGAUCACCCUUAAGAAAGCGAAAAUAUAUAAUUAAACAGCAUCCUCGUAAAGUCCAAAAAGAACCACAUUGAUAUCAUGUUUCACAUUUCACAAGACGACAAAAUCUAAUUAAUGGAAAGGAAAUUAAAGGAAGCUAAUGAAAGGAUUUCCGAUUUAUGAAUCACAUCUAAUGCAAAUCUUAGGUACCUUUGUUAGUAAACAAUAUGCAUACAUACCUAAAAAUUAUAUAUGACAAAAGAAAAAUAAAAUAAAACAAAAUACAAGAAAUAAUGCAUAAAUGUUUACGACUUUAUAUACAUAUAUUUAAAUGUAUAUCAAAUAUGGUCGCGCUUUAUAAAAAAAAACUGAAAUAAAAAAAAGGAAUGAAAACGUAUUUACUAAAAUGCAUAAUUUAAAUGGAAUAUGACUUUUUUUUAGGUCUCAGCUAAAGUAAAACAAACAGAACAAAAAUUCAAAGGCUAUAUGAAUCAUACAAUAUGAUAAAAAAAAAUGAAUUAAGAAAUUGAAUCCCCUAAUUGUAUGUGUAUUUGUAAAUUAUUUAAAGAGUCCAUAUUAAAGUCGAACGAAAAACGGAAACGGAAACUGUCGUCUAGAAUGGAAAUUAUAUUUAUUUAAUAAAUUAGUAAAAAAAAAACAAGGAAACACAAAAAUACAUAGUUCUAUGUAUACAUGCAAUGCAAUGCUCUAUAUACAAAAAAAAAAACAAAU